Molecule: messenger RNA, 6204 nt
Organism: Lytechinus variegatus (green sea urchin)
Lineage: Eukaryota; Metazoa; Echinodermata; Echinoidea; Temnopleuroida; Toxopneustidae
Gene: xpo1
Product: exportin-1-like
Exons: 23
Coding region: 363-3584 (1073 amino acids)
Biological process (GO): ribosomal small subunit export from nucleus; protein export from nucleus; ribosomal large subunit export from nucleus
Cellular component (GO): cytoplasm; nucleus
Molecular function (GO): small GTPase binding; nuclear export signal receptor activity
Source: RefSeq, a predicted model, not a curated record
UACGACACAGCUAGCUGCUGCUGCGCCGAACUGGUUUCGACCGGUUUUUAUUCGCCAAAAAUUUCCAUCACUCGAGACGCCGAAUUCGUCGGAUGAAGAUCGAAGCUGGAUUUACUCUGAAAUAACUUAAUUUUAAAUGGCUGAAACAUCCUCGAAUCGCCAGAUAAAAUAGAUAAUUAAUGAAAUGAAAGCUUGAUUCACGAAUGUUUUAGUGUAAGCGUCGUGUAGUAUCCAGGUUAGCAAUUUACAGAGCAGAUAGUUCACGUGGGUUCUGCACUCGUCUUCGGCGGACGACGGCCAGCAGCGGAGAGCCACCAUAGCAAGCAUUCGCUCUAAUCCAGACUUCUUGUGUAGGUGAAUCAAUGCCUUCACAGAGCAUGGCAACGUUGGCUGAGCAGGCUGCAAAGCUGCUCGACUUUAGUCAGAAGCUUGACAUCAACCUCCUGGACACAGUUGUUGGUGCCAUGUAUAGUGGAGAAGGCCCAGAACAACAAAUGGCCCAGCAAAUAUUGACAAGUUUGAAGGAGCAUCCUGACGCAUGGACAAGAGUCGACACCAUACUUGAAUUUUCCAGCAAUCAACAAACCAAGUACUAUGGAUUACAGAUUCUUGAGAAUGUCAUCAAGACUCGUUGGAAAGUUUUACCUCGCACUCAGUGCGAGGGAAUCAAGAAGUACACAGUCGGACUCAUCAUCAAGAUAUCAUCAGAAAAGGACCUGGCUGAGAAGGAAAAGGUCUAUCUUGGGAAGUUGAACAUCAUCUUGGUCCAGAUCUUAAAACACGAAUGGCCAAGGAAUUGGCCGGCAUUCAUCAGUGACAUUGUCGGGGCCAGCAAAACCAAUGAAUCUCUGUGUCAGAACAACCUUGCCAUUUUAAAGCUCCUCAGUGAAGAGGUGUUUGAUUUCUCCAGUGGGCAAAUGACCCAGGCCAAAGCUAAACAUCUCAAGGACAGCAUGUGUAAUGAGUUCUCCAGUGUAUUCCAAUUGUGUCAAUAUGUUAUGGAUAAUUCUCAGAAUGCCUCCCUCGUUGGAUCAUGUCUUGAAACGUUACUGCGAUUUCUCAACUGGAUUCCCCUGGGCUACAUAUAUGAAACAAAGUUGAUCAGCACUUUGAUAUACAAGUUUCUCAAUGUGCCAAUGUUCAGAAAUGUCACGCUCAAGUGCCUGACGGAGAUUGCUGGUGUGAAUGUCAGCCAAUAUGAACAGCAGUUUGUUGUGCUCUUCACUCUGACCAUGACACAACUGAAACAGAUGCUCCCUCUCGAUACAGACAUAAGGCAAGCUUAUGCUAACGGUAGGGAUGAAGAGCAGAAUUUCAUCCAGAAUCUCAGUCUCUUCCUCUGUACGUUUUUCAAGGAACAUGUGGAACUUAUUGAGAAGAAACCAGAGUUUCAUGAAAUUCUCCUUGAGGCACACCACUACCUCCUCCUGAUUUCUGAGGUGGAAGAAACAGAAAUCUUCAAAAUCUGCCUGGAGUACUGGAAUACCUUAUCAUCAGAGUUAUACAGAGAGAGUCCAUUCCCAUCCACUCCUUCAUCUCCCCUGCUACUGGGGAGUGCCAACAACAGUGUUCCGCCUCGCAGACAGCUAUAUCUGAAAUCACUUACAAGAGUGAGAAAAGUAAUGAUUUCUCGAAUGGCCAAGCCCGAAGAAGUACUCGUGGUUGAGAAUGAUCAAGGAGAAGUCGUGAGGGAAUUCAUGAAAGACACAGAUUCCAUCAACAUGUACAAAAAUAUGAGGGAAACUCUUGUGUACCUGACCCAUUUAGAUUACGCAGACACCGAAACCAUCAUGACAGAUAAGCUUUUACUUCAAGUCAAUGGGCAGGAGUGGUCGUGGAAAAACCUGAACACACUUUGCUGGGCAAUAGGAUCCAUUAGUGGUGCCAUGCAUGAGGAAGACGAGAAACGAUUCCUGGUUCAAGUCAUCAAAGAACUCUUGGGACUGUGCGAACAGAAACGAGGAAAGGACAACAAAGCUAUCAUAGCAUCCAACAUCAUGUAUGUCGUUGGGCAGUAUCCCAGAUUCCUGAGAGCGCAUUGGAAGUUCCUCAAGACUGUUGUGAACAAGCUCUUUGAGUUCAUGCACGAAACCCACGAUGGUGUACAGGACAUGGCCUGUGAUACUUUCAUCAAGAUUGCCCAGAAAUGUCGACGUCAUUUUGUGCAAGUGCAGGUCGGGGAGGUGAUGCCCUUUGUGGACGAGAUCCUCAAUAACAUCAACACAAUCAUCUGUGACUUACAACCACAACAGGUUCAUACAUUCUAUGAAGCAGUUGGCUACAUGAUCAGUGCACAAACUGAAAGCAUCGCCCAGGAACACUUGGUUGAGAAAUACAUGCUAUUACCAAAUCAAGUGUGGGAUAAUGUCAUCCAGGGAGCUACAAAGAAUGUUGACAAGCUUCAGGAGCAUGAUGUUGUCAAACAGCUGGGAAGUAUUCUCAAGACCAAUGUUAGGGCGUGUAAGGCAAUCGGUCAUCCAUUUGUAAUACAGCUUGGAAGGAUAUACCUGGACAUGCUAAAUGUGUACAAGUGUAUGAGUGAGAACAUCUCGGGGGCUAUCCAGCAGAACGGAGUACAAGUGACCAAACAACCCGUCAUCAGAAGUAUGAGAACGGUCAAGAAGGAAACUCUCAAGCUCAUCUCUGGAUGGGUCAGUCGGUCCAAUGACCCACAAAUGGUCUGUGAAAACUUCAUCCCUCCAUUACUGGAAACGGUCUUAGUUGAUUAUGGAAAUAAUGUUCCAGACUCACGAGAACCUGAAGUACUCAGUACCAUGGCAACUAUUGUAAACAAGCUAGAGGGAAGCAUCACAGGGGAGAUUCCUACAAUCUUCAACGCCGUCUUUGAGUGUACAUUAGAGAUGAUCAACAAAGAUUUUGAAGAGUUUCCUGAGCACAGAACAAACUUCUUCCUUCUCCUUCAAGCCGUCAACAAUCAUUGUUUUACCGCUCUUCUCAAAAUCUCAGCCGUCCAAUUCAAGCUUGUCCUUAACUCCAUCGUAUGGGCUGUCAAGCACACGAUGAGGAAUGUCGCGGACACAGGGUUAUCAAUAUUGUAUGGAUUGCUGCAGAACGUAUGGCAAGAUCCGACCGUAGCACAGAGCUUCUAUCAGACAUACUACACAGACAUCUUACAACAUGUGCUCUCGGUAGUCACAGAUACAUCGCACACCGCAGGUCUAACCCAGCAUGCUACCAUCCUGGCAUACAUGUUCAGCAUUGUGGAAAACUCUAAGAUCACCAAACCUCUGAGUGCCACGCAAGGAGAGAGAAGCAAUGAGCUCUACAUCAAAGACUUCACUGCCGGCCUCCUCAAGGCUGCCUUCCCCCACUUACAAGCGCCUCAGAUCAAGUUGUUUGUGACUGGACUGUUCAGCUUGAACCAAGACAUACCAGCAUUCAAGGAACAUCUGAGGGAUUUCUUGGUACAAAUCAAGGAGGUAGCUGGGGAUGAUACAACUGACCUAUUCUUGGAAGAGAGAGAAGCCGAUCUGAGGCAUGCAGAGGAAGAAAAGAGGAAGAUUCAACUAUCUGUACCAGGUAUUAUCAAUCCUCAUGACAUGCCAGAAGAGAUGCAGGACUAGAUCAUGGCCUCCACUCAGAGAUGAAUUAAGAAGUGUCCUUUGCAAUCUCAAUAUUCACUGAUCUUGAUUAUCAACUUUUGCUGCAAUACCAAGUCGUUCAAGCCAGAUGCAGUCGGUUAUUACAGAUUAGAUUAGAUGUACCCCCCAAAAUGUUUUUGAACUGUGUUACGUAGUCACUAUUUAAUCUUUGCGUCAUCAGAUACAGUGAAACAGAACCAACUAAAAUCCUUUAGUCCAGUCAUUGAAUGGCAGUUGUUGACUGUGUUACAAUGUGACCUAAGACUUGAAGUAGCCAUCGAGGAGGUAGCUUGGAAAAGUUGUCAACAAUAAAGUCAGAAUCGUCUUCAAUUUUGAUUUUUAAUCAAGUAGAUGGUUUGGUUUUGAUUGAUGGCUUAGACAACAUUCAGGAAUUUCAUUGAUACACAUCUCCUCAUUUGUAAAGGUAUUAAAUCCACUCUGAAAGACUUGAUUGAUGUUGUUAGUUACCAAGAUCAAAUCAAACCCAUUUAUUUGCAUAGUUCUCUCAGACUGAUCGUAAGCGAUCAUUGUUUUAUGUUGUAGUUUACCUUUGGGCGCUUCACAUAUUAUUCCCUUAUUACACCACUUAAUGAAUCAUGCAUUUUUUGUGAUUUAUAUUAAUGAGUCGGGUCACCACAAUCUGAAAUAGAGUUGUGUCUGUUUAAUAAAACAUAUAAAGAGUUGGACACUGUUUCUCUGGUCAAAGUUUAUAUUCUAAUAUUGCAUAUAUGUGUUAAGAAAUGUAUUCAUAUGAUUUCUGCUGAUGGGAACUCUGCAGUUCAUCAGCAGAGUUUAUGUUCUUGUACCUUUUUUGAACUCUGUAUAAAAAGUAUUUCAAAUUCUGAUUGUGCCAUGAUAGCUAACCAAUGCCAUUUAGGUAUGGCUUGAGUUUGUACUAAGCAGUAUUGGUAAUGAACUUUCCCCAAAUCAAGGUUUAAUUGCUCUGAUUACUCUUGAGUUUAAGUACUUUGAUUUCUAUUUGGUAUAUAUUUUUCCAUGACAGCAUAAGUAGCAAAGAAGUAUUUUUGUUUCUAAAUGGUAGAUUCCAAUAUGCCUCAUUUAAUAUCACAAGUCUUUUAGUGUAGGCUGAAUUUUCUGUUUUAUAUAAAAAUGUUUUCUUUACAUUACUAUAUCAGAAUGUGUCUUUUUUUAAAAUCUAAAUCUGUAUUUCCAUUAUGUUCAGUUCAUGAAUUCAGAUAUGAACCACAUCCAGAUAUGAUUAAUAAUGGUUGUCUACUCUGUAAUUCGUUUUGAAAUGGGCAUGGCCUUAUCACAUCUUUCCUUACGAACCUUGCGUGGGACUUGCAGGUAACUAUUUUGCUACCCACAAGUCACCCGCAGGUUGCCCGUGUUGACAGUAUCUCGUGCAGUAGCCAGCAGGAGUGUGCUGUAUGUUUUGAACGUGUUCAAUACUUGUGGGGGAUGAUUCCCCCCCCUCACUCACUUGCAAGGCUUGCAUGGAGUGAUGUGAAGAAGGCCUAAAGAUGUACACUUGGAACUUUUGGGUGAUUGCACCAUUUUCAUAUAAUGCAGAGAGUAUGACAAAGUUUGGAAGACACUCAUUAUUUCAUCUUGGACAAUUCAAUCAAACCUAGUAUUGCCUGGUUAGAUAUUAGAAGAAAUAAUAUCCUCUAUAUUCCCACAGGAACCUUUUGUAGCAUUCAGCACAGGGACAAAUGGAAUUUCUUUCCUUGCUUCUGAAGUACUUUAGUCUUUAGUUUUCCUUUUUGUGUAUUAUUUUUUUACAUUUUCAAGUCAUUCCCAUCAUUGAAAUUGUGCUGUGUGCUAGCUGAUACUGAUUUCGUUCACGUUUAAAAAUAUUUGUUUACAAAUGUUCUUGUUUAAUUCAAGCUUAAUCAGUACUUUGAUUUUUGGUACUUGAAGGUUCAAUCUACAGUUCUCCAAACCAUUUAAUUACACAACAAUAGCCACAUUUCUCAAGAUGAGCUAAUUUCAGCCAUGCCACUGUUUGAUUACUUUACUUCAAUUUGUAUUGUUUUUGUAUUUUUAUAUUAAGUUAAGUUACUGUUAUUCUUUGUUCAUAUUUUCCACAUUUAUGUAGGUGUGUAUGUAUUGAACUGAAAAUUAUUGAUGAUUUUCUUCAUCAUCGUGUACAUAGACCUAAUGUUGUAAGAUACAUGUUGAUUGCUAAAUACUAUCACCAUGUGAUAGCCAACUGCAUUCAUGAGGUGCUGCAUUUGUAAAAUACAGUGGUCAAGCAUGCAUAUUUUCAUCAACUUUUUUUUUCUAAAUUGGAAAAUUUUCCAGUCUGUAUAUCAGAAUUAUCAAUGCUUCUCAGAAGAUUCUGGCAAUUCCUGAUUUGAAGCAUUGGAUUGGUGUGUUGAACUGUUAAAACAUUGUUAGAUGAAAAAAGACAGUAAGACAUUAUACGUAAGUGUAUGUAAAUAUUAUAUUUUGCUAUCGUGUUCUUCAUUUCAAACCUUAUGUUUCUAAAAGAAAGAAGAAAACUGUUUUCAAUAUAAUUAAAUGUGCUCCAAAUUACAUGUACUGACAUUCUCUAAAAAUUGUGAUAUUCUGGGUUUAUAUCUUUAUGUAGAGAAUGCAUGUAGCCGUUAGAUACAGUGACUUAGGACAGAGUAGU